CGUUUCGCGUUGUCUUCUCUCGCGCGCGUGCGAGGGAAAGAGAGAGAGAGAGAGAGAGAGAGAGAGAGAGAGAGAGAGAGAGAGAGAGAGAGAGAGAGAGAGAGAGAGAGAGAGAGAGAGAGAGAGAAAAAGGGAGUGAGGGAGUGUGAAAAUCUAGACGGCGGGGGUACACAGGAAGGGUAGGCGGCGGCAAGAGAGAGGCGCGUCCGUCCGCGUAAUCAGCGUCGUCGUUGAUCGUCGUCAUUGUCAUCGUCGUCGUCGUUGUCGUCGCCAUCGCCAUCGCCGUCAUCGUCUUCAUCUUCUUCGAGGCUCUCGCGCGCGCGUUGCCCUCGUGAACCGCGAGUGAGUCGUGUGUGUGCCUGCGAAUCGAUCGGUGCACGCACAGUGCCGUGUGUACAAGUAACUUUCAGACGAGAGAAUCCGGAGUACGGAUAAGGUGCGACGUGCGAAAUCUGACCACUCGUCGGCCAGGGUGUAAAGUCAAUCAAACUAGUUGGCUGGCUAGCGGCAAGAACCGUUCGACAGGAAGAACGGACAAGCGGCACCGUCGUACACGCUGCUCCCUCCCCAUGGACUCGUGACAGUGCGCUGACGAACAAGAAGCCGAACCGAGUAGAAAAGAAAGAAAAAGAGAGAGAGAGAGAGAGAGAGAGAGAGAAAGAGAGCGCGCGAACGCGCGGACGAACCAGAUAGAACUAUUAAUCACCAAGAGCUCUUAGUCGUGGCGACGAGGAAGAGACAGACGAGAGGCACGCGUGAGACGGGGAAAAGUGAAAGAGAGAGCGAGAAAAAGAGCGAACGAGCGAAUACAAGCCUCUGUGUAUGUGUGCGUUUGUAUGUGUAUACGCGGCUGAGAGGCAGUCGAGCCGACUUGCGCGAGCGAUAGAGACAGAGAGGGAACGAGAACGGCGGAGAGAAUUAUCGAGUGAAUACCCGGGAGAUACCGUGGGACAGUCAGGAGGCACGAGAGGUCUGUCUUACUGAAAGCAAAUAGAGGCAAAACGUGGCGGAUUCGGUGACCCUUCGACUGUGAUCAGGCCCCCCGUAGGCAGUAGGUAGGGCUAAGGAGAUGCGCGAAUAUAAAAUAGUUGUGCUGGGCAGUGGAGGUGUAGGCAAGUCCGCCCUCACUGUCCAGUUCGUACAGGAAAUCUUCGUAGAGAAGUAUGACCCAACGAUCGAGGACAGCUAUCGCAAGCAAGUCGAGGUCGACGGUCAACAAUGUAUGUUAGAAAUUCUAGACACAGCCGGUACGGAACAAUUCACAGCCAUGAGGGACCUUUAUAUGAAAAAUGGGCAGGGCUUCGUAUUAGUAUAUUCGAUAACAGCACAAUCAACCUUCAACGACCUGCAAGACCUCAGAGAACAGAUUCUGCGGGUAAAAGACACAGAUGAUGUGCCGAUGGUGUUAGUAGGUAACAAGUGCGACCUGGAGGACGAGAGGGUAGUAGGAAAGGAUCAGGGUGUCAAUCUUGCCCGGCAAUUCAAUUGUGUGUUUAUGGAGACCUCUGCCAAAGCUAAAAUUAACGUUCGCGAUAUUUUCUAUGAUCUGGUGCGGCAAAUAAAUAAGAAAUCGCCAGAGAAGAAGAUGAAGCAGAAAAAGAAAUCGCUGUGCCUACUUCUGUAAGGUAUAUAUGGCGGAGCCCAUAUUCUCCUACAUGAAAAUCCGAAGAUACCAGUGGAUUAAAAAAAUACCGAAGUGGUUAUAAAACAAGAAAGAUACUAAUGACAAAAGAGGAGGAGGGGGCUGACGGAAUAUUAGGCCGUCGGUAGAGCAGAAGUCUACGGUACUGAAAUCCGAAUGGUUGUAAAACGAUGGUAGAGAGACGGGAGAAUAAGGGCAUAUAAGGGCACAAGGUAACGUAACAGAGCUCGAAGAACGAAGAGAUAUGUGGAAGAGAAUGCAAUGAUAAGCGAAAGGACAUAUUGUAUAUAACAUUGGUUCCGGGAUGGCUCGUGUGCACGCGCAAGCAACGGCGCACAAAGUAGGAUACGAGAUCCCGCAGCAUCGGUUAUCACUGUAGGAAUUUUACAUGAAUAAAUGAAGGGAAAAAAUGAUUAAUAGUAUAUAUUUAGGAGAAAGGAAGAGAUAAGAAAAAAAAGAAAUGUUUGUGGACGUGCGCGUGCGCAGGCCAUCAGCCCCCAUGCAUCGCGCUUUCGCCGCGCACCUCUCUCUCUCUUAUAUAAUAAUAAUAAUUAUACAUAGAUGGUACUUGAACAUGAUUAUUGCUAUUAUUAAUAUUAAUUAUUAAUUAUUAUCGGAUCAUCAAAAUAUUCAUAAGUUAUCAAACUGUUUGUUUCUCAAACAAAGUAUGUUUUUCUAUAUCUCUCCAUAUUAAGGCUAAUAAUAAAAAAAAUCAGUGAAUGUUAAAAAAA
Messenger RNA from Monomorium pharaonis (pharaoh ant), 2373 nucleotides. It is a transcript of the gene Rap1, whose product is annotated as ras-related protein Rap1. Gene Ontology annotation, molecular function: GDP binding; GTP binding; GTPase activity. The coding region runs from base 1070 to 1624 and encodes 184 amino acids. Gene Ontology annotation, cellular component: plasma membrane. The record is from RefSeq and is a predicted model, not a curated record. Gene Ontology annotation, biological process: negative regulation of synaptic vesicle exocytosis; cellular response to cAMP; Rap protein signal transduction. NCBI's taxonomy places the organism in Eukaryota, Metazoa, Arthropoda, Insecta, Hymenoptera, Formicidae. The transcript has 4 exons.